AUGCAGAUCUUCGUGAAGACCCUCACGGGCAAGACAAUCACCCUUGAGGUGGAGUCCAAUGACACCAUUGACAACGUGAAGGCCAAGAUUCAGGAUAAGGAGGGAAUCCCCCCGGACCAACAGCGCCUGAUCUUUGCGGGCAAGCAGCUGGAGGAUGGCCGCACCCUGUCCGACUACAACAUCCAGAAGGAGUCCACCCUCCACCUGGUCCUGCGCCUGCGUGGUGGAAUCAUCGAGCCCUCCCUGCUCAUCCUGGCCCGCAAGUACAACCAGGACAAGAUGAUCUGCCGCAAGUGCUAUGCCCGCCUGCACCCGCGCGCGGUCAACUGCCGCAAGAAGAAGUGCGGACACAGCAACCAGCUGCGCCCCAAGAAGAAGCUGAAGUGA
Auxenochlorella protothecoides is the source of this 387-nucleotide messenger RNA. Its product is annotated as Ubiquitin-60S ribosomal protein L40-2. The record is from RefSeq and is a predicted model, not a curated record. Gene Ontology annotation, biological process: translation; protein ubiquitination; modification-dependent protein catabolic process. The transcript is spliced from 3 exons. Gene Ontology annotation, molecular function: ubiquitin protein ligase binding; protein tag activity; structural constituent of ribosome. Gene Ontology annotation, cellular component: nucleus; cytoplasm; ribosome. NCBI's taxonomy places the organism in Eukaryota, Viridiplantae, Chlorophyta, Trebouxiophyceae, Chlorellales, Chlorellaceae. The coding region runs from base 1 to 387 and encodes 128 amino acids.